Dermacentor andersoni is the source of this 1859-nucleotide messenger RNA. RefSeq lists its product as uncharacterized. The record is from RefSeq and is a predicted model, not a curated record. NCBI's taxonomy places the organism in Eukaryota, Metazoa, Arthropoda, Arachnida, Ixodida, Ixodidae.
GCGUUUCUGAUUCUACUUGCGAUUUCCCUAGUUAAUACUUUGUAGGCAACGGACAGAAAGCUGAUCAGUCCAUAAUUUUUCACGUCUUUGGCGUCCCCUUUCUUAUGGAUUAGAAUUAUGUAAGCGUUCUUCCAAGAUUCCUGUACGCACGAGGUCAUGAGGCAUUGCGUAUACAGGGCGGCCAGUUUUUCUAGAACAAUCUGGCCUUCAUUCUUCAACAUAUCUGCUGUUACCUGAUCCUCCCCGGCUGCCUUCCCCUUCUUCAUAGCUCCCAAUGCUUUCUUUACAUUGACAUAUGUGGUGUAAAGUAAUUAAUUGAAAAAUUAACUAUCCUAAAUACGUUAAUGAUUCAACCGAACAUUUUCAUUUCUAGUAGUAGUAACGGCCGCUUUAUCGAGUAAUUUAGGUCAAAGGUUAUCAAUUGUGCUAUUUGCCAUAGGCUAUUAUAAAAAAAUUUGGUGUAGCUAAAUAAACAUCCACCAUGUGUGUGUAUCUAACCACUCACUCCAACUAAGGUGACUAGUUGUGUCUCCCUCUUCAAUGAAACUUCAAUACCAAUUUGGGUAACCGGAUAUUUAACAAUGUGUCUCUCCAAAUCCUCCACGAAAAAAAAAAAGAUUUCAAAUGUAUCUAAUGCUAGACGGAGUCGGAACUUCCUAGGCUGUGCAGAAUCAACGGACCGCAUUCGGAAGUUUAAUUGUGUGGUGCCAUGAAAUGGUUACGCAUGGGCCGCUCUUCCAAUUGUCCUCUUUAAGGGUUCCUGUAGAAAUCUAUAUAUGUACUUUAUUCUAUACAUAUUCUAUAGACCUGCUGCUAAUUCUGCUUUUUAAUGGCUGGCUACUGAUAACAUAUUCGGUGGAAUUGUAGCAAUCUGCGUGGUUAUCUCGUGUUGCAGGAGCGCUAACCCAAUUAUGCUGUGAAAUGAGACGUGACUUGUUCGACAUGUUUUCUGCUACCAGGCCGUGUACCUGCACCUGAAACUGAAGAGCUCAGCAACAAGGCCUUCCUACUACGUGUUGGGCUUGUCUCUGGACACACCGAGUGACUAUUCCGUUGUGGGUUUGAUGAAGACAGUCUUCACCCCAUCGUUUUUCAUUUCCAUCGCGCACCUCUCCUACUCGGUCAGCAGUUUCUCAGACUGCCGGAUAUUCCCUGUUGCUAUGGACACGCUACCUCCAGGCCUUGUCCGAGGGAGAGACUACAGUUACGGGCACACUGUGAACGAAAGCAUCGAAGUCCUUAGGGAAGUUCAGAAGCUGAACCUCUCCAUUCCCGUUGCAUUAUCGUUCGGGAUGAAAGGAAUGUACUACGCUCCCAAGUUUGCCGAUCCGUCGUCACCGAAAGACGACGAGUUCGCGCUGUUUAAACCGUGCCAGGAUUUUGCUUCUGAUAAGUUCGACGACCCUAAGGAGGUGUGCCGUAACGGCAGCUGGGUAGCACCGAAGUACUUGCCUACAUAUGCCCACAACUUGGCGGCGAAGAAGAUGAUCACCUACCUAACCGAGACAGCUGUAGCUAGACUGGUAUGUGAUGCUAAGGUCUUCAGCCUGAAACUAAACUACGGCCUUGCUGCCUACGACAUAGACUACGAUGUACGUCAAACAUGCCUGGCUUUCGGCUUUGCAACAUCACUUGGACGGCCUUCUCAACUGAACCGGGUCCUUAAUAUGCGCCAAGUGAUGGAUUUUUUGCGUACGAACUACACCAGUGCGACAGACAACUUCAACUGCUUAGCGGUUUCGGAUCCUUUAAGCUCCCUGAUUGGUCGUUAAACUUCAGUGAAGGCCGUCCAUAUGGGUUUUUCCCUGAAGUCGUCGUGGCUGCUGCAUUGUCAAGCAAACUUCUACAAAAAUAAAAGA